Prorocentrum cordatum is the source of this 3567-nucleotide messenger RNA. The record is from the annotation of a GenBank genome assembly. Lineage: Eukaryota; Dinophyceae; Prorocentrales; Prorocentraceae.
AUGCGGCGCAUGGGCGCGCCGUUCACGAACGUCUUCGCCCGCGACUCGGCCAAGCCCUGCCAGAAGGUCAUCGAGGCUGCGCACAAUCCUGGCAAGUUCUUCACAGGCAUAACAGAGCGCACCCCUGAAGAGGAAGAGGAUACUGACGUCUACGCGUGGACGCCACCGCGCCAGGGUUUAAGCCAGAACUGUCUUCGUCAGGGAGUCAAUGGGCCAAAGCAGACUGGCCAGCUUACCAAAAAGGCCAUGCAGUACAUCAAAAACAAGAAGCGCAGGGUGUCGAUCUUCGAGAACGUUUUCACGCUGACCCACAAAAGGCUCAAGCCCGUGCUGGAUGGCAUCAUCAAGGGCUUGAUCAGCAUCGGCUACACUGUGAACUACAGCGUGCUCGAUUCACGCGACUACGGCAUUCCACAAAAUCGCCGCCGGGUGUUCGUGGUGGCCAUCAGGAGUGCUUCGACUUCGGGGCGCCACCCUCGUUCCACGCCCAUCCUGGUUGACAUCGUCGCUUCGCCUGAAUUCGCAGCCUACGGCAUCGACGAGGCCAAGACCAUCGCCAGGUCAAGGGGCGGAGAUGGUGGGCCUUGGAUUUUUACGAGGGGGCGCCGCACAACCCCGACUGAGUUGAUCAAGCUACAGGGUUUCGAGCUGACUGAUAUCCCGUGGACGACGCUGAAGAUCAGCCAGCGCCAGUUGGGCCAGCUCAUCGGCACCGCUGUUUCCGUGAACACGAUUGGGGCAAUUCUCGAGGAGGCCCUGUGGAGCUCAGGUUUGGUCGAGAAGAAGGAUGAGCACACCGACAAGGCCAAAGCGUGGCUUGCAUGGGUGGACAGCGAACGAUGUUUAAUGUUUGCGAUGAUGGCAGACGUGGCUGACGAAGGGAUGUGCUUGACGAGACUGCUUGAUAAUGAAGACGUUGGCACCGCCUGUCUCAAUUCAGAAGUGCUCCUGUUCAUCGGAAAGGUCGUGUCAAUGUUUGGUGAGAGCGAGCGGUGCUUAACUAUUUUCGGUUACACUUCGGUCAUGAUGAACCUCCUCAACGAGUACGUGGUUUGGCACGUCAACGACGACUCUCGGAGCAUAGGUUUCGAGCGCGGUGCCCCUGUCGACAUUGUCAACAGGUGCAUGGAGAGGAUGAGGUCUUACGUGGUCCUGGCGCGCGCAGCGCUGGCAGCUGAGUUUCCAAGUUUCGAGAUGAGCCAGGCCGCGGACAUCAAUCCAACUAGGCUGCAGGUUCAGUGGGAACAUGGGUGCCCGAGGGCUCGCCAACAACAGCAGAGAGGUCUGUCGAAGAAGGAAGCUUGGAGAUAUGUGAUACAGAAACUAGGGCAGCAGAGACUAGCGCUGCGGCGCGACAUCGACGAUCUGAGAUCAGCUUUGGUUGCAUAUGUGGCCUUUGGAAUCAGCACGUCGGGGGUGGAGCAGAAGUUUAGCCUGGCUGCGCUCAAGUUUAACUGUCGCCAACUCUCCUCAGACGCGUGCAGCGAGGACAGGUUUCUCAAUAUCGCUCUGGACUUGCCCAAUCGUGACCUCAACAAAGUCAAUGACGGCGUCAUCCAUGCGAUUCGCUGUGAAGCAAAUGUGAAGAUGCGCACAUUGGCGGAGGCGGCGCGCAUCCUGAUUGACGACGACACGUUCCAGCAUCACGUGCACAAGGACUUCAGCGACCUGACCCUGAUCGCAGCCCAGUGUCCGGGCGCUGACGGCCGCAGCGACAUGCUGAUCAUGCUGACCGAGGAGAUCGAGCGCACCCAGCAGAUGUGGCGGGCGGCCGAAUGGGAGUUUACCACUGGGCUCAAGAAGGAGAUGAAGGCCAAAUGGGACGAACUCCACGGUAAGCGUCAGGGCGAGUUCAGCGAGAAGUUCGACCAGGGCGAGUUCCGCAGGGCGGUUCGCCCGGGCCCAACGAUUGCCGCCGCGACCAACCGCAUGGCGGCCGACGACGGCGGCGCCAACAUUAUCUACACCUUGGCAAUGGCCAUCCUCGUCGGCGGCGCAGUCCAGAGCGCGAUUGCGAUAUGGCUCUGGGAGCGGGAGCCGGGUGGCCCGACGCCUUCCGACGAGGACGCGGCUCAAGCCAUGAAGAUCCACCGGGAAGUCGACAAGGCGCAUGCGAUGGCGAAGGACACGGUCAGCCACAUGAGCGGGAUUGGUGCCAUGGCCAAGAUGAUGGGGCAGAUGUUGACGGCGCGCCGGAAGAUGCUCUUCAUUACCAAGAAUGUCUUGCUUGGGUAUGGUGAUCUGCGUUAUGCUGCCCCGCUCCGCAUUUUGCCGCCCUCGGCUUAUCGGUUGCGGGCCAGGCUGAUCAGGGGGCCAGCUGCCCAAAUGGACCACAUCGCGGCGAUGUUGAUCCAGAUCAAGCUUCUUCAGAGGAUUGCGGAAGAUCCCGGUGACGCCGCAGAUUCUGCGUUGGGCCCGUGGGCCGACGAUGCCGACGCCGACGCCCCGUGCGCCUCUGAGGCGGUUGUGCACAGCCUCCAGGACGUCGACGGCGGCGGCGACCGAACCUGGAGCUGCAGCCGCGCCACGGGCCCCUGCAGCGGGGGCGGGCGCGGCAUUCCCAUCGCUGGGCGCGACGGCGCCCGCCGCGUGCACAGGGGGCGCCGCGGCCGCGGCCGCGCGGCGGCGGUCUGCAGCGCCUCCGCCGAAGGCGCCGAGCUCGCGCCGCCGCCGCCUGCCCUCGGGGUUUGGCCCUCGGGGGCGACGCUGCGGGGGGGAGGACUGGCUCAGGCUUUCGAGGUUCGAGGCAUUGAGGGCAUAGUGGAGAUCACCUUCCAAGAGCGGGUGGAGCACAGCCGCCGAAAGUUUGCCGCCGGGCUGGACGAGAGCUCGCAGGCGGCGCCCAGCCCAGGGUUGGCGGGCAUUGGCUCCCCGCUGCGCGCGCGCCGAGCGGGUUUCUCGAGGACUCGCCUUGUGGGCGCCCCCGUUGGCCCGCUCGUGGGCGCGCCCGUGGGCGCCUCGUGCGCUUGCGCCGCGCAGUCAUCGCUGGCCAACGCGGCCUCGCCGACGUGCGGCGGCAGCCUCUGGAGCUCCUACAGGUCACAGGUGCUUCUUUUGCCAACGGGCCAAACAUUCAGAAUCGCGGUCCUCGUCAUGGGCAUGCCAGGGAGGUGGGUCGCCGUGGCGAGCGGCGCCCAGGUCGACCGUGAGCUGAGGCGCUGGCUGGUGGGCGGGAGCAGCGCGUGGAGUGUCCGCCUGGGCACCACCACCCUCACGGCCGAGGGCACCAGCCUGCGCCCGGUCCAGCUCGCGGAGCGCCUGCAGCUGGCAGGAAGCAUUAACUACCUCAAGGUCUCCACCAAGACGCUGGCCGCCGCCUCCCGAGUCCUGGUGGGGGCACUGGUCGGUGCCGCCGCCUCCCCGCCGCUCCGCGCGGAGGCCCGCGGGGUCUCGCUCCGCAUCGGCCCGCGCCCCUGCCCGGGCGCGGCGUGGGCGGGCCCCGAGGCGCAGAGGGCCGCCCCGAGGCUAGGCGGCUCCCGCGACGAGCUGUCGGGAGCGCUGGGGGCCGCGGAGGUUCUCUGCGGCUUUGAGCCGAGGUCGCCAAAUCGGAUCGCUUCGAACGUCUAG